AUGCGUCCAUUUCACUGUGUUGAAGAUCCAGGUUUUAUAAUCGUAUCUCAGGUUUUGUUAGAUAUUGGUGCUCGAUAUGGACGACUACUUGUAGGAAAAGUAAGAGCAGAAAAUAUUUUGCCGUGUGCAUAUACAGUCAAAAGACGCAUUCAAACUCUUGCUGGCGUUUUUCGAUCAGAAGUAGCAACUCGUUUAGCUGCUGCAGGUGCACGUGGUGAACUAGCAUUUAGUCCAGACCUUUGGACAGAUCGGUAUAAAAAACAAGCAUAUUUGGGUAUGACAGCUAUUUUUGUUGAAGAUUCUGUUAUAAAUACAAUUGAUUUGUGUUGUCGUGAGUUCCUGUAUCAGAAAAAAUCGGCAGAGAAUGUAUCGAAAUCAAUUGAUGCAAUACUGAACGAAUUUAAUAUUCAAGAGUAUAGAAAAUCAGCAACUUUCGUUAUUGAUCGUGGAUCAAAUUUGAAAGCAGCUCUUUCACAUGAUCAAAUCGUUCAUUGUAUCGUUUAUCGCAUACAUAAUAUUCUUUUAGAUACCUUCACAUAAGGUAUUACUCAAUCGGUUGCAUCAUCAGCACUUACACAUAGUGAUAGUGAUGAUUAUCAUGACAAUCGUGAUUAUCUUGUAAGAUAUGUGGAUAAUCCACUAAUAUCACGUAAACAAGAUGAAGUCUCUCGACAUCUUAAAUUUGAUCGUCGUGAGACAAACACAUCUGAUAUACUGGAAUUUUGGAAGACAAUGGCUGGUUUUUUUCCAUCUUUGGCCAAAGUCGCAUUCCAAAUUCUAACAGUCCCAGCAACAUCAGCUAGCGUGGAGCGCAGCUUUAUUAUUCAAGAAAAAGUUAUUUCAGAUACACGUCAUGCAGAAUUAAUUGAUUCUAUUGCUAACUGGUGCGCAAUUAACAUGCGUCCAUUUCACUGUGUUGAAGAUCCAGGUUUUACAAUUGUAUCUCAGGUUUUGUUAGAUAUUGGUGCUCGAUACGGACGACUACCUGUAGGAAAACAUAUCUAUCUUAUAUUUACAGGUAUAACAGCUAUUUUCGUUGAAGGUUCUGUUAUAAAUACAAUUGAUUUGUGUUGUCAAGGUAUUACUCAAUCGGUUGCAUCAUCAGCACCUACACAUAGUGAUAGUGACGAUGAUCAUGACAAUCGUGAUUAUCUUGCAAGAUAUGUGGAUAAUCCACCAAUAUCACGUAAACAAGACGGAGUAUCUCGAUAUCAUAAAUUUGACGAUCGUGAUACAAAUACAUCUGAUAUACUUGAAUUUUGGAAGACAAUGGCUGGUUUUUUUUCCAUGUUUGGCCAAACUCGCAUUCCAAAUUUUAACAGUCCCAGCAACAUCAGCUAG
Messenger RNA from Rotaria sp. Silwood2, 1341 nucleotides. NCBI's taxonomy places the organism in Eukaryota, Metazoa, Rotifera, Eurotatoria, Philodinida, Philodinidae. The record is from the annotation of a GenBank genome assembly.